This is a messenger RNA of Symbiodinium necroappetens, 426 nucleotides long. The record is from the annotation of a GenBank genome assembly. Lineage: Eukaryota; Dinophyceae; Suessiales; Symbiodiniaceae.
AUGAUGUAUCUUGCAGAUGCUGAGAUUGACGAAGGCGCGUUCAACUCUUUCUUCGGUUCUUCGGUACUGGAGUACGGGAAGUUCUUCAGCAACGUCUUCGUGGAGGGCCUGCGCCGGCCCGAGGAUUUGGGUGAAUCUCUCUGGGGCCGCGACGCCCCGUCUGUGCGCAUCACCCAAAGGAAGUGGAACCAGUACAUUGCCGUGGCCAUGAAGCUCAUUGAAGAGGAUGAGGCGAUCGCGGGGCACGCCCGCCACCAGGUGGAGGAGCGCAGGAAGCACUUCUGGCGCACGCUGCCCCCAAGCAGUUUCCUGGCUGUGAACCGACGCGAGUGGGAGGAGCUCCACCAGCAGCUGAACGGCGGACGGCCGGUGCCGAAGGAGCAGCAGCUCCCGUAUUUCUUCGAAGAGAUCCCUGAUUGGUGCUGA